Messenger RNA from Rangifer tarandus platyrhynchus (Svalbard reindeer), 4359 nucleotides. The record is from the annotation of a GenBank genome assembly. Lineage: Eukaryota; Metazoa; Chordata; Mammalia; Artiodactyla; Cervidae.
AUGAAGAAGAAAACUAUAUAUGCCCUAAAUGUGGACGAUCAGGACUAUGAAGAUAUGCAAGGUGAAGAAGACAAAGAAAAUACUGCUACCACUAGUGUGUUGUACAGUGAAGCUGAUAGAUGUCCAAUAUGUCUCAGUUGCCUGUUAGAGAAGGAAAUUGGUUUUCCAGAAAGCUGUAAUCAUGUCUUCUGCUUGACCUGUAUUCUUAAAUGGGCAGAGACACUGCCUUCAUGUCCUAUUGACCGGAAACCUUUUCAGGCGGUGUUUAAAUUCAGUGUAUCAGAAGGUUGUGUUAAGGUUCAAGUAAAAAGACAGUUGAAAGAAACAAAUGACAAGAAAAAUGAAAGCUCUUUUAAGAAGCAGCUAUCCUGUCAGGAAAAUUCUAAAAGCUGUAUGAGAAAAAAGAUCAUAAGAGAAGAUCUAUUAAGUGCAAAACUUUAUGACUUGAAGAUGAUACACAGAAACUCUAAAUACAAUGAAAUGGGAGGAAAGAAAAAUUCAAUAAUAAAGACAAACAAGCCUCGAGGAUCAAAUCCAUGUACAAAUCAGUGCUUCAGGAAUUUUUCCUCCAAUGUCUUUUCUUCUAGUUACACUGGAGAAUCUUCUUUUGCCUAUACGGCUUACUGUACAGAAUUUAUAGAAGUCAAUGAAGUCAGUGCUUUGAUUAGGCAGAAGAGACAGGAACUGGAAUUGUCAUGGUUUCCUGAUACAUUACCUGGAAUUGGAAGAAUUAGUUUUAUACCCUGCAAUAUUGAAAUAGAAGUCCUUCCUCUCAUCUCUUCUGUGUUGCCAAGAACUAUUCUUCCAACAAGUACCAUAUCUUUAGAAAAUUUUGGUACUUCUUGCAAAGGCUAUGCAUUAGCACAUACUCAAGAAGGGGAAGAGAAGAAGCAAACUUCUGGUACCUCAAACACCAGAGGAUCAAGACGAAAACCUGCAGCAGCAACACCUACAAGAAGAUCUACACGUAACACAAGAGCUGAACCAGUCAGUCAGUCUCAGAGAUCCCCAGUAUCAAAUAUUUCUGGGUGUGAUGCCCCAGAUAACAAUAAUCCAUCUGUAAGUGUUUCCUCUUCAGGUGAGUCAGAGAAGCAAACAAGGCAGGCUCCAAAACGGAAGUCUGUAAGAAGAGGAAGAAAACUACCUUUAUUGAAAAAGAAACUUCGAAGCUCUGUGCCUACCCCUGAAAAAUCAUCUUCCGGUGAUUCAGUUGAUGAAGAAGUAGCAGAACCUGACAUACCACCUGAGUUAGAGAAAGAACACCAAUCAGAUGUAGAAAGUAUUAACACUGUGCAGAUAAAUGUAGAAGAUGAGUCUGCUAAUGGCUUAAGAAGUUGCAGUGAGCCAUUAAAAGAGAGUGAAGAAUGUGCUGAGACCCAUGAUACAGAGGAAAGAGUAGAAACUUUACAUUCUGAGUCUGGUACCCAAGAUCCUCCUGUGUUAUUUGGAGGGGAGGAGGAAAUUCAAGAAGUUGAGAAUACAGGUAUAGAAGUUAAUGUUUUAUGUCUGGAAGGUGAGAUUUCUGCAAGUACUUCCAAAAAAGGAAGUGAUUCAUUGGGAAAUCAAGACCCAGUAGCUGAACCUUCAGAAUCAGAAAUAAAAGCAGAUAUAUGUAUAGAUCAUGCUCCAAAUGAUUCUCUUACAUGUUCAGGAUCUGAAAUUGAAGUGUACCAACCCGCAUCAAGCUUAGGUGAGUUACCUGAGAAUGCGGAGUCAAUAGUUAAUGAAGAAAAAGUUAUGGAGAGUCCUGUAGUAAAUAUUAUUGAUCAUAGAGAUUCUACAGUAAAAACAGAACAGCUUAUUGACAGUCCCAAAUUAGAAUCUUCAGAGGGUGGAGUUACACAAGCAGUGGACAGAAAAUCUAUUGAGAGUUUAGAGGUUCAUUUGCUUGGGCAUGAUGAAAAUGAAGAUGCAGACAUAAUUGCAACAUGUGAUACUUCAGGGAAUGAAACUCUGAAUAGUAUUCAAGACUCUGAAAAUAGUUUAUUAAAAAAAAAUCUUAACACCAAAUUGGACAAAUCUUUAGAAGAAAAGACUGAAUCUUUGGUUGAACAUCCCAGAUCUACAGAAUUGCCUAAAACACACGUUGCACUGAUUCAGAAGCAUUUUAGUGAGGAUAAUAAUGAAAUGAUACCUAUGGAAUGUGAUUCAUUUUGCAGUGACCAAAAUGAAUCCGAAAUCGAUCCAUCUUUAAAUGCUGAUGCUAAACAAGUAAGUGAAAAUUCUGUGGAGCACAGUUCCCAAAAGAAUAUGUCAUCUUCUGAUCCUCCAAAUGAAAAGGUUGAAACUGUAUCUCAGCCAUCUGAAAACCCAGUAGAUGUGACAGAUAAAGCCAAAAAGCCUCGUACGCGAAGAUCUAGAUUUCACUCUCCGUCUACAACUUGGUCUCCCAACAAAGACACUGCCUGGGAAAAGAAGCGGUCUCAGUCUCCGUCUCCUAAAAGAGAAACUGGAAAAGAUAGCAGGAAGUCUCGAUCACCAUCUCCUAAGAAAGAAUCUGUUAGAGGACGGAGAAAAUCUCGUUCUCAGUCCCCCAAAAAGGAUAGUGCAAGAGAAAGGAGGAGAUCUCAGUCUCGGUCUCCAAAAAGAGAUAGUGCUAAGGAAGGCAAAAGAUCUGAGUCUCUCUCCCCAAAAAGAGAGAACAGAAGAUCUCAGUCGAGAGUGAAAGAUUCCUCCCCAAGAGAAAAAUCCAGGUCCCGGAGCAGAGAAAAAGAGAGUGAUAGAGAUGGGUCAAGAAGAGACCGAGAUAGAGAAAGGAGAAUGAGAAGGUGGUCUCGAUCCAGAUCACGGUCAAGGUCACCAUCAAGAUCUAGAACAAAAUGUAAGGGUUCAUCAUUUGGUAGAAAUGACAGGAACAGUUACUCUCCUCGAUGGAAAGAAAGAUGGGCAAAUGAUGGUUGGAGAUGUCCACGAGGGAAUGAUCGAUACAGAAAGAGUGACUCAGAGAAACAGAAUGAAAAUACAAGAAAAGAAAAAAAUGACAUCAGUCCAGAUGCUGAUGAUUCAAAUUCUGCUGACAAACAUAGAAAUGACUGUCCCACUUGGGUAACAGAAAAAAUAAAUUCUGGGCCUGAUCCGAGGACCAGAAAUCCAGAAAAGUUAAAAGAUUCUCAUUGGGAAGAAAAUAGAAAUGAGAAUUCAGGGAAUUCUUGGAAUAAAAACUUUAGUUCAGCUUGGAUGUCUAACCGUGGUAGAGGUAACCGUGGUAGAGGUAACCAUAGAGGUGGUUUUGCCUAUACAGAUCAAAAUGAAAACAGGUGGCAAAACCGAAAACCCCUCUCAGGGAAUUCAAAUAGUUCAGGGAAUGAGACUUUCAAAUUUGUGGAGCAGCAACCCUAUAAACGGAAAAGUGAGCAAGAGUUCUCCUUUGAUACACCAGCCGAUAGGUCGGGGUGGACAUCUGCAUCGAGUUGGGCUGUGAGAAAGACUCUGCCAGCAGAUGUACAGAACUAUUACUCGAGACGAGGGAGGAAUUCUUCAGGCCCGCAGUCUGGAUGGAUGAGGCAAGACGAGGAAACAGCUGAACAGGAGUCUAAUCUGAAAGAUCAAACAAACCAACAAGGUGAUGGUUCUCAGCUACCUAUAAAUAUGAUGCAGCCACAAAUGAAUGCAAUGCAGCAGCACAUGAGUGCACACCAGCCUGUGAACAUGUUUCCGUAUCCAGUGGGUGUUCCUGCUCCUUUGAUGAACAUGCAGCGCAGUCCGUUCAGCAUUCAUCCUCAGCUGCCCUUGCACCUACACACCGGAGUACCUCUCAUGCAGGUGGCGGCUCCUAGCGGAGUAUCUCAGGGACUGCCGCCACCGCCGCCCCCUCCCCCACCAUCCCAGCAAGUCAGCUACAUUGCUUCACAGCCGGAUGGAAAGCAGUUGCAGGGUAUUCCUAGUGCUUCUCAUGUAAGUAGUAACAUGAGUACACCAGUCUUGCCUGCUCCGACAGCAGCCCCAGGAAAUAUGGGAACAGUUCAGGGACCAAGUUCUGGUAAUACUGCGUCAUCAAGUCACAGCAAAGCUUCUAAUGCUGCUGUAAAAUUGGCGGAAAGCAAAGUAAGUGUUACAGUGGAAGCCAGCGCAGAUAGCUCGAAGACAGACAAGAAACUGCAAAUUCAAGAAAAAGCAGCACAGGAGGUAAAAUUGGCCAUUAAGCCAUUUUAUCAAAAUAAAGAUAUCACCAAGGAAGAAUAUAAAGAGAUUGUACGGAAAGCAGUAGAUAAAGUGUGUCAUAGUAAGAGUGGAGAAGUAAAUUCUACUAAAGUGGCAAAUCUGGUUAAAGCCUAUGUAGACAAAUACAAAUAUUCACGGAAGGGAAGCCAAAAGAAAACUCUGGAAGAACCUAUGUCUGCUGAUAAAAACGUGUGCUGA